Molecule: messenger RNA, 369 nt
Organism: Theileria orientalis strain Shintoku
Lineage: Eukaryota; Apicomplexa; Aconoidasida; Piroplasmida; Theileriidae
Exons: 2
Coding region: 1-369 (122 amino acids)
Source: RefSeq, a predicted model, not a curated record
AUGUACGCUAAUGUCUGUAAAAUAUUCGUAGCACUUUUUGCAAUAGUCAGAGUGGACUCCAUAGGGAUAAACGGGUCGUUUACAUGUGGAAUCCUCCAGGCGUUGAGUGACCCAACGCGAGAUUCCAAAUAUAAGUUCGGAGGAGUAUUUCUACCAAAUUCUGGCAUAAAAUGGUACUGUAAACGGAAAUCGAUCUUAGAUAAAGUUGGAUUUAAACUGAGAAGAUUUAAAAACUCCUUUUUAUACAAUGACUGUGACAAGAAUGAUGACGGUUAUGGGAACAGUAUUAUCGAGGAUAUUGGUACCGAUAACGAGGCCUGUAGAAUAGUAAUAGUGAACCCACUGGUAUGUGAGCUACAAUUAAAGUGA